UCCUUCACAAUUAUUUAGUAGCAUCCUGUAUGUGCAAUGUUUCGUAAAAUGUGUUGUAGAGCUGUUCUAGAAACAAAGCUCUUGUCCAUUAUUUUCAUUUUCUUUUUAUCGCUUGAAUCCUGUACAUCGAGUGAAAAGAUCUGCGACCAGGCAGUUGUGGAAAGAACGCAGCAAAAGUCAGGGUUUCACAGAGAUCUGAUUACCUACAUUGAAUGGGACAUUUUAAGCAGUUUUGGUGAGCAUUACAAUCUGCUGGAUUGUCAACUUUUGGUGGUUGAACAAUUCCCAAGUGGUAUUUACAUUGAUCCUGAUCAGGUCAAGAAUGAAGAGGAGUUUGGAGGCCCUGAGGUAUUAUUUAAAGAGAGUGUAAAUGUUGAAGCCCUGGCUCAUCACAGCUUUUCAAGUGAGAUGUUUGUAUUUCCAAGGAUAGCUGUUGACUCAAAAGUGAGUAUUAUAAGUGCAAACAUUACCAUUCCAAUUCAUCUACGAUACCAUGAGGCUGCUAGUAAUGCAAAAUUUGCUACAGUGUUACUUCCACCUCCAAAAGUCCUUGGAAGAUGUACUAAUGGAGUCGUCAUUCCACCUAAUCGCUGUGAAAGUGACUUGAUACAAGCUCCUUGUGGUGCAAAACGACUAUCAACCUGUGACUGGAUUGUACUAAAAUCAAUGAGCAAGGAUCAGUCACAGUCCAGCAUGAGCCUUGUUCUACAGGUCCCCAUUGGACAAAUGGAACACAGUUUGCCUAUCAUAGCUCUUACUGUUUUCUCGACCAUGGCUGGAUGUGCACUGAUUCUUCGGAACGCCAUAGUAACAUCUUUUAAAAUUUAAACGCUGAAACCUCUAAAGAGAAUUUAUGGUUGAAUAUGUGUCUUUGAUAUUUAGACCUUUGCUAUGAAAAUUUGUAAUAAAGUCUAGAAUUAUUAAA
Pocillopora verrucosa is the source of this 925-nucleotide messenger RNA. RefSeq names its product phosphatidylinositol-glycan biosynthesis class X protein. NCBI's taxonomy places the organism in Eukaryota, Metazoa, Cnidaria, Anthozoa, Scleractinia, Pocilloporidae. The record is from RefSeq and is a predicted model, not a curated record. Gene Ontology annotation, biological process: GPI anchor biosynthetic process. Gene Ontology annotation, cellular component: endoplasmic reticulum membrane.